CAGCUACUCUCUAGUUCUCAAGAAUGCAAUUCACCACGAGUCCCUUGCUCACCCUCCUCAUAGUCAUCACAAACUUAAUUUUGUUCUUCGCAGAUGCUUCACAGGCAGCCCAGAAACUACAUGGUGGGAGCUGCAGCCCUGACGAGAGGGCUGCCUUACUGUCCUUCAAGAAGGGCAUCACAGGUGAUCCGGCCAACCGCCUCGUCUCAUGGAAGGGCAGAGAUUGCUGCCACUGGAGAGGGGUCAGAUGCAGCAACAAGACUGGUCAUAUCAUCAAGCUUCACCUUGGCAAUCCAAGUACAGACAUCUAUAAGAAGCAUCAAUAUGCUUUGUUUGGAGAGAUUAAGUCCCUCUUUGCUUUCUCUAAAACAGUUGGAACAUUUGGAUCUUAGCUCCAACUUCCUAGCAAAACCCUCUAGCCGUAUGUCUCUGUUCUUGGGCAAUAUGGAUAAUCUAAGAUAUCUCAACCUCUCUGGCAUACCUUUCACUGGAACAGUGCCUCCACAAUUAGGUAACCUGUCUAAAUUGCAGUAUCUAGAUCUUGGCAAAAGUUAUGAGAUGUACUCAACGGAUAUCACCUGGUUAACAAAUCUGCCUGUGCUACAAUACCUUGACAUGAGUGGUGUAAAUCUCUCGGCCGUACAUGAUUGGCCACAAAAUCUGAAUAUGAUUCCAUCUCUAAGAGUAAUUAUCCUCUCUUCCUGUUCACUUGAUAGCACAAACCAAUCAAUUUUGUACUUCAAUCUGACAAAACUUGAGAGUCUUGACCUUUCUUGGAAUAUCUUCAACCAUAAAAUUGGGUCUAGUUGGUUUUGGAAAGCAAAAGGCCUAAAGUACCUCAAUCUUCACGGAAGCAGUUUGUUUGGGCAUCUCGACAAUGCACUGGAAAACAUGACAUCCCUUCAAUUCCUCGAUUUGUCCUACAACUAUAACAAUAACCUGGCAUGGACAGGGAACCUUACCAGAAAUUGCAGUUUUGAAAUGGUCGGAAAUCUGAAAAAUCUUUGCAGUUUGGAAAUCCUGGACCUCACCAGUAAUUAUAUUAGUGGAGACAUUACAGUAUUUAUGGAGAGGUUUCCGCAAUGCACAUGGGAGAAACUGCAGGGGCUGCACCUCGGUUACAAUAAUUUCAGUGGAACCUUGACAAAUUUCAUAGGAAACUUCAUCAACUUAAGAAGACUUGAGCUCAACAGCAACAACCUUAAUGGAAGAAUCCCACCUUCACUUGGGAACUGUACACGUCUUACUAUCAUUGACAUCUCCGGAAACAAAAUGGCUGGACCUUUACCACAACAGGUUCAGUAUCUUACUAGCCUAAGUACCCUCCAUGUCAACAGCAAUAAUCUUAGUGGAAGCCUACCCACAGGAAUUGGUGCGCUUGCAAAGUUGACUUAUUUGGAUAUUAGCAACAACCAUUUCAGUGACUAG
Panicum virgatum (switchgrass) is the source of this 1428-nucleotide messenger RNA. Its product is annotated as LRR receptor-like serine/threonine-protein kinase RGI2. The record is from RefSeq and is a predicted model, not a curated record. NCBI's taxonomy places the organism in Eukaryota, Viridiplantae, Streptophyta, Magnoliopsida, Poales, Poaceae. Gene Ontology annotation, molecular function: protein binding. The transcript has 2 exons. The coding region runs from base 94 to 1428 and encodes 444 amino acids.